Beta vulgaris subsp. vulgaris (sugar beet) is the source of this 1313-nucleotide messenger RNA. RefSeq names its product hypersensitive-induced reaction 1 protein. The record is from RefSeq and is a predicted model, not a curated record. NCBI's taxonomy places the organism in Eukaryota, Viridiplantae, Streptophyta, Magnoliopsida, Caryophyllales, Amaranthaceae. The coding region runs from base 206 to 1066 and encodes 286 amino acids. The transcript is spliced from 6 exons.
GAUCAAGAAAUUCGAAGACUUGUUCAAAGGCAACCAGUAAUAUAUAAAAAGGGUGAUGACUUUGCUGUAUUUCUUUGCCAUUACUACCUUGCCAGGCCAUAUUCACCAUUCUGUCUUCAUCCACAAUUGUCAUCACGUUUGUCCAUCUCCCUUGCUUCUCUAGUUCUCUUCUCUUAUCUGAGUAUUACAUUACAUAGCUAUAAGAAUGGGAAACCUGUUUUGCUGCGUUCAAGUAGACCAAUCUACGGUUGCUAUUAAAGAAACCUUUGGAAAAUACAAUGAUGUGUUGGAGCCAGGAUGCCACUGUGUUCCUUGGUUCAUCGGUCAACAGAUAUCAGGCAAGCUCAGUCUUCGUGUACAACAGUUGGAUGUACGCUGCGAAACCAAGACCAAGGACAACGUGUUUGUCAACGUGGUUGCGUCUAUUCAAUACCGUGCCAUUGCUGAAAAGGCAAAUGAUGCAUUUUACAUGCUCAGCAACACUCGUGCCCAAAUUCAGGCCUAUGUUUUCGAUGUUAUAAGAGGUACUGUCCCAAGGCUUAAUGUGGAUGAUGUGUUUGAGCAGAAGAGUGAAAUUGCCAAAUCAGUUGCUGAUGAGCUCGAAAAAGCAAUGUCUCAUUAUGGAUACGAAAUUGUUCAAACGCUGAUUGUUGAUAUUGAACCUGAUGAGCGUGUCAAGCGGGCUAUGAAUGAAAUUAAUGCUGCUGCAAGAAUGAGGGUGGCUGCAAAUGAUAAAGCUGAAGCAGAGAAGAUAUUACAGAUCAAGAAAGCUGAAGGAGAGGCAGAGUCUAAGCACCUCUCAGGGGUGGGUAUCGCUAGGCAGCGACAGGCAAUCGUUGAUGGUCUUAGAGACAGUGUGCUUGGAUUCUCAGUCAAUGUUCCUGGGACAAGUGCUAAGGAUGUUAUGGACAUGAUCCUCGUUACACAAUACUUUGACACCAUGAAGGAAAUCGGUGCAACUUCCAAGACAUCAGCUGUGUUUAUCCCACACGGCCCUGGUGCUGUGCGUGAUGUUGCAACACAGAUCAGAGAUGGACUACUUCAAGCAUCAUCAACAUCUCAAUGAUAACUGUUACCCCACUGUGAAAAAACAUACCACCUUGUGAAGACAUGGUUCUUAUUUGACUCUUUAUAUUACGUUCAUUUAUGCUUCUUUUGAUGCAAGGAAACCUUUUGCUUCUUGAUAUUCUCUCCUGUUAUACUAUGUGGGUUUGUAAGGAAAGGAAAAUUUCGAGUACCAAACUACCAACUAAUUAAACAAUUAUCAUGGCAACUUGCAUGUAUAUAUGGUUAUGUAUUGUCAUUUCUGUACA